Molecule: messenger RNA, 3132 nt
Organism: Nerophis lumbriciformis (worm pipefish)
Lineage: Eukaryota; Metazoa; Chordata; Actinopteri; Syngnathiformes; Syngnathidae
Source: RefSeq, a predicted model, not a curated record
AUGCGGGAAAUGGUUGGUGGUUGCUGCGUGUGUUCCGACGAGCGAGGAUGGGCUGAGAAUCCGCUCGUUUACUGUGAUGGACACGGCUGUAACGUCGCCGUACAUCAAGCAUGCUAUGGCAUCGUCCAGGUGCCCACGGGUCCGUGGUUCUGUCGUAAGUGUGAGUCACAGGAGAGGGCAGCAAGAGUGAGGUGUGAGUUAUGCCCUCACAAAGAUGGCGCUCUCAAGAGGACAGACAGCGGAGGUUGGGCUCACGUUGUGUGUGCACUCUACAUACCUGAAGUGCAGUUUGCCAAUGUCCUCACCAUGGAACCCAUCAUCCUACAGUAUGUUCCACAUGAGCGGUAUAUGAAGACGUGUUAUAUCUGUGAAGACCAUGGUAGAGAGAGCAAGGCAGCUUGUGGAGCAUGCAUGGCCUGCAACAGACAGGGUUGCCGACAGGCUUUCCAUGUCACCUGCGCUCAGAUGGCAGGCCUGCUGUGUGAGGAGGAAGGCCCUGAAGCUGACAAUGUGAAAUAUUGUGGCUACUGCAAGCAUCACUACAACAAAAUGCAGAAGAAACGACGUUCUGGUGAAAACGCAAGUAAUGCAUUCAGUCAUUCCAGGGGGCGCUCGACUUCUCCAUCACAGGACAAACAUCACUAUCACAGGCAGAGAAAGAGUCAUAAGGAUAAGAUACGACAGAAAGAGCGCCACAAGAAGUCAUCUGACAACCAAUCACUGAUGUCUGGUAGUAUAGACAUGCUCUCUUCCAGUCACCACACUUCCAAAGACAGUGAGGGCAAGUCAAAGAAGCUGAUGUCGCACAGUCAUGGUCACCACAGUAAGAAAACAGGAAGCAACAGUAAGAGUGGCUCCUCCUCUUCCUGCUCCUCCAGUCCAUUUAAUCCAGGUGGGGCUCUGUCUUCAGCUCAAGAUUUUCAUCAGUACUCCUCCUCGUCACGUCCUGAGCGGGACCACGAGCGAGGAAGCGGCGACCACAGCGGAGAAGAUCGCAAAGAACAUCACAGGAGGCCAGCAGUCCAGGGGACCGAAGAAGACAAUGAUAAGGGGGAGGACAAAGAUGAGGAGGAAGACGAGGAUAACAAUUAUUAUGAGCCGCCAGCGUUGACUCCCGCUGAAGGCCCUCUCGCAGGGUCACAGGGUCAUGAUCGGUCUGAUGGAAACGCAAGCCCUUUCGAGAACAAGGUCACAAUUUCAACUUUUGGAUCCAUCAUGCGGAUCACCUCCACAUCAGUGCUGGGUAGUAGCAGUAAGAUCCGCAAGAUGUCCUCUUCAGGAGACUACAAACCUUCCAAAUCUCUGUGCAAGAUUUCGCAAAUGAGUACACCGCCUAUCCCAGAAGAAGCAGAGCUUGAGGAUAAAACUAACCCGCCACCAUUGUCCCAAGAGAGAAGACAUCGCGGCAACAAAAAGAGCCGCCAUGGUCCAGGCCGACCUCGAGGAAGCAAAAACCGAGAGAGGAAAGAGGACAGUCAUCAUCACAGCACUGCACCUCCACCACCACCGGUUUUCACCUCCUCAUUGUACCCGAACCCAGUGUCAGUUCCUCACCUCACCUUCCCCUCGUCACUGUCCAACACCACAGCUUCCUCCUCUUCAUUCUCAUCCUCGUCAGCAAGCAGUUUUUCCACAAGCCGUGGCAACUCGCUGCUUGGCCCGGGUAUCUAUUCCAGUCUAAAGAACCCUCUUUCACUGGGCGGGGGCAUCUGCAGCACCUCCUUGUCCCUGGCUGGGGGCAUGUGUAGCACCUCUCAGUCAUCAGGACUCCUCCCAAGUCAUGCACUAUCACACUCUAUCCAAUCAAGCAACGCUGUUUCAAUACCACAGGUGCAUCCAGGUUCAAGCAGCUCCUACAGUGUGAGCUCUACGCAACCUUUCAUCACUGGUCUUUCCACACUGCCACCACUGCUGAGUCAAGCCCCAACUUCAUUGCCAGAGUCAGACCUUGAUGACUGUCGCUUCCCAUGUCAGGGAAACUCACCAAGGGAAAGUCUUUGCUCACAGUCUCCUAUGAGCUCCCUUCCUCUUCUGUUUGACCAGAGAGAUGGUUUAGGUGCAGGAGUUCAAGCAUGUCCCGAAAACAUACCCCAGACAAGCUCCCACAUAGAGCUCCUAUUGGAGAAACAUAGCAACGGAGAAAUCGGUGUAAACAUCGUAGACAUACUCCAGUCACUUCACUCGCUGCAGCAGGAGAACCAGCGGCUCCAGGACCAGAUUCUCAGUCUGACAGCCAAAAGGGAGCGACUGCAGUUACUUAAUACUGAAUUGGCCUUACCUUUCCCUCAUGCGCAUUCUGUCCAAGGCUCUUUCCAUACUGCCGCCCGGAUCAACUUUUUGUCCUCAGGCCAAGACCCUCUAAUCACCAAACAGAGCCCCCUGUCGAAGAGCAGUUUCCUUAAUGACACUUCCUUUGUUACCUCCUCUGAGGAUCUCCGCUCUGGUAGUCCGUCCCGCAGUAGCUCUUCCCUGUCCUUCCAGAGUACUCCUCCUCCACAGCAAAGCCCUGCCACAAUGAGUCAACCAGUGAUAAAUGGGCGAGGUUCGAGUGAAAUUUUGGGGCAAAUCAAUCAGGGUGGCACAUCAACUCAGUCUGUGGCAAGCGGGCAACUCACAUCUCUUGCAGGAAGCCCUCAGCUGAGCAUGAAUGGGGCCCUUAGCGCUUUAAACGGUGUGAUACAUUCUCCUGUCCAGAGUGCCUCCCAGUCCACGCUCCCUGCUCUGCGCCCCCAGCCGCCUCCACUCAACCCACAGACAAUGGCACAGAGCUUUCAACUUCCCAAGAGUGGGAGCCCGUCUUCAGUCCCGUCAGAGCAGCAGAAACAGAUCAUUCUUGAGCAGCAGCAGCAACUUCAGCAGUUCCUCACGUCACAGAACUUUACUCCUGAGCAGAGGGCGGUUGUAUGCCAGAUACUUCAGCAGCAGAGGCAGAGGGAGCUGCAGCGCCUCACACUGGCUGGAGCCCUCACGUCCACAGCAAACUCCUCCAUAUUGGCUCAGUCAACCAACCUGUUGCCCUCAGCGACCACCUGCCCCCUGCAGGGCAGUCAGGGAGGUAACCUCUUUGUCCGACAGGAGGGCAGCCUUCACAAGUCUGUUCCAGGAGAGAAGGGGGGAGACAAGAAUGGAUGA